AUGGCAGCGGACAGAUACUCUUCUGCCAUCGUUACAUCUCAAGAUGAAAACAAUCUGUUUGUGGACCUACUCCAGGAGGCUCCGUUGUAUGGCCACCGAAAGCCUACAAGUAUAUUGGGGAGUGUAUUCUACUGUAUCUUGCUGGCAAGCUAUGCUAUAUUUGCUGCUGGAGCUACAUUAUUCAUUCAUACUCGAAAAGAGCUGAUGACGCCUUUGCUUUGCAGUUCUGAUGUAAUUCUUCUGGUGGUCACUGGCAUAUUUCAGCAAUAUCUAGUUUACCAAGUUCAGAAGAUACGGUUACAGGGGUACUAUGUUUUUAGCCAAAAGUUGAAGCACAUUAUUCGGUUACCUUUCACUGUCUUAGCAUACGGAACUGCUGCGAUGCUGCUUAUCAUUGUCUGGGAAUCAAAUGUUGACCUUCUGUCCAAGCAUACAAUACUGAGGAUUAUUAUGCUAGCUGAAGCAAUUUUUGCUGGGUUUUUUGUAAGUGUCUAUAUGGGGUAUGUACACCAGAAUAAUGCUAUGGACUCAGAGCCCGAUGUCUUAAAAUCACUUUAUUCUCCACUUCUAUCAUCAAACUCUGUAGAAGGGUUAAGAUAUCAUGAGGGUGGACGGCUAUCUGAUCAGCAAAUGGCACUGUUGCAAUACCAGCGUGAAAACAUCCAUUUUUUGAGCGAAGAAAUUCUCAGAUUGCAGGAAUGCCUGAGUAAAUAUGGAAGGUCCAGUGAUGGUAACACACCUCAGGUUGAUCUUGCACAUCUGUUAGCAGCUCGUGACCAGGAACUCCGCACAGUUUCUGCUGAGAUGAACCAACUGCAGUCUGAGCUUAGUCUUGCAAGAUCUUUGAUCGCGGAGCGAGAUUCUGAACUCCAGAGUCUCCGAAGUACAAAUAAUCAGUAUGUUGAGGAAAAUGAGAGGCUGAGGGCAAUUUUGGGAGAAUGGAGUACGCGAGCUGCUAAGCUUGAACGAGCCUUAGAGAUUGAGCGAUUAUCAAACUUGGAAUUGCAAAAGAAACUGGCCACCCUGAAAAGCCAAUCAAGGGAAUCAAUGGAGCCAAGUUUAUAG
This is a messenger RNA of Oldenlandia corymbosa var. corymbosa, 1065 nucleotides long. Lineage: Eukaryota; Viridiplantae; Streptophyta; Magnoliopsida; Gentianales; Rubiaceae. The record is from the annotation of a GenBank genome assembly.